CGAACAUCGACUUCGUCCUCUCAGCAUCGCGUCGUUCUUGUUUUGUUUUCUUCCCCGCGGGAGCAGCCACCUCGCUGGUGCAGGUACAGCUCCUUGUAAUGGCAAUGAUCGGCGAGCCACACGACCAUGAGAACGUCAUUGCCCAGAAUUCAUUCCGCAAUACCUCCUACUUGCCCCCAGAGCAGGACGAUCAACUGCAAGGAGGAUCACUUCCCCACCGCCCGCAGCCGCCGCAGACCUGCUCCGCAAAGAACAUUAAAAUGGCCCGGGAUCCGGUUUUAUUACCAAGGUUGCACUCCCUACCCGAAGCGGAGGAGCAGAAGGAGAACCUCGAUCCACUCGACCACGCUCGUUCUCUUCCGCAUGCGAACAGCAGCGUUGCUGCAGCUACAGCGCCGUCUGCUUCUUGUUCCCUUCGUAGGACCACGAGUGUCCAGAGUGCGACGAAGCACGGGAGACAAACGGCGAAGCUGAACCAAUCCACUCCUGUGAACCUGGUAACCGGAAUAAAUACUAGUGCUAACACCAGCGCGUUUGUGUCGCAGAUCAUUUCCCCGCCAUAUUCCGAGCAGGACCUGAAUUUUGGGAACAACAAUUCGGGCGCUAGUACUUCUGGCGCAGGUCAACAUGGGGGUUGCAAGCCAGAAGAUGAGACGGUCUUGUCGCUUUUGGAGAACCUGGAAGACGCCUUGCACUUAUCGAGAGCGACAAGCUCGAGUUCGUUAUUUUCUUCCUCUCUACCAGCGGGGGAAAACGAAAAUGAGCAGAAUCUCGAGAACACAGAGGAUCAUGCUGGAGGCAAGGGCCACCACGUGGUUGACCGAAGUAGAGCUGUGGCGCUGUCGCUGAAAAGAACAAGCAGCAGAAAACAAAAACACCGAAGAACGCGGAGCCACGCUGGGGACGAAGAAGAUGUUGCACCGCGUGAUGCGGAAGAAGGAGCAGCUCCCUCUGAUCAACAUCAGCGGCGUGGUCACACGAAGCUUAGCCGAUUGGAGCGUGGUGCCUCGCAUCUUCAGGACGGUACUAGAGGAGCCCCCGCCGGGCAUCAACGAGAACCACGUGCCCCAAGCCACCACCAGCCUCAUUUAUUUCCCACCGACAGCGAAACCGACGGCGGCAUUUCUCCGCCCGCGGCCUUGGAUAUUAGUACUUCUGUUCCACGAACAACGCAACAUCAAAUUCCGAGGCUUAGUCGCAGCUGCGACCGGAUUUUUCUUCCGACCCAUUCGUCGCCACAGUUGUCGAAAAACAGCGUAGUACCAGGGGGGAUUAUGGGCAGAAGAACGUACUCUUCCUCCUCGUCCGCCACCAAACGCAGCUUUAUUCCACGCGCAGUGCAUCAGGACGAGACCAGGUUCAUUGGGGAGGAAUCUUUUCGCGAAGAAUUUCUAUCGGAAGAGUCGCGGGUACUAGCCACGUUUGGAGGUGUUGGACCCGGUCAAGGUC
This is a messenger RNA of Amoebophrya sp. A120, 1449 nucleotides long. Lineage: Eukaryota; Dinophyceae; Syndiniales; Amoebophryaceae. The record is from the annotation of a GenBank genome assembly.